Symbiodinium sp. CCMP2456 is the source of this 460-nucleotide messenger RNA. The record is from the annotation of a GenBank genome assembly. Lineage: Eukaryota; Dinophyceae; Suessiales; Symbiodiniaceae.
GGCUGCUCCCGGGCGCUUAGCGCUCUCAGGGAGCACGGUUGCACCGCUGGCAGCGAGGCCAUCUCGUACUGGCCUUGUGGCGCGUCAGUUUCGGAGCAUUCCCAGCAGCGAGGCCGCCGAGAUGCUAAAGUCUGGCGAUUGGGCCUAUCUGGACAUACGCCGGGUAGAGGAGGGCUUGGCAUUCGGCGUGCCUUCGGUGCCCAGCUACCACAUGGUCACAUCGCAUGUGCUUGGGCCUGCAGGCAUGCGCUUCGACCCUGAGGCAUGGCUCUCGAGCGUGGAGGAGAAGAUCCCAGACAAGGAUGCAAAGAUCUUGGUCGGCUGCGCAGCUGGUGUCCGUUCUAAGGCCGCCGCACAGGUUUUGGAGCAGGCCGGAUACACGAACGUCGAGGAAGUGGGCGAUGGCUUCAACGGCUGGGUUGCGACCGGUCUGCCUGUGAUGCCACCGGCGGGCUCCUGA